Messenger RNA from Dimorphilus gyrociliatus, 1508 nucleotides. The record is from the annotation of a GenBank genome assembly. Lineage: Eukaryota; Metazoa; Annelida; Polychaeta; Dinophilidae.
ACCUCUAUUGGCCUUCACCUUUAAGAUUAUCCAAAACUUUAUCAAACAAACGAAUAUUAUAGAAUUAUGGUUUUUUUAAGAGUGAUUGCACAAUAAUGGAAGAUAUUUCUGAAACUACGCCCAUUCUCUCUCCUACUGUUUCUGCGGAAAAUGAGGAGAAGAAAGAGGUUAUUGUAUUUGCUCGCCAGCAAAGAGCUCCAAUUUGUACACUUCCAAUUGAAAUUGCAGUUGUAUUAUACUUCUUGAGCAUGUCAGCUGGAAUGCCAAUCCUUUCCCAGUAUGUUUACGAGAGAACUGCAACAGAAUUCAAUGCUACGGCUGAAAUUAAUGUCACUUGCUCGGAAAAUGACACUGAUUUAGAUAAAACUAUUCAAAGGAAUGCUUCAAUGAAGAUGUUUUGGUUGAAUUUAUCAAUGAUGGGGCCAUCAAUUGUGGCAACGUUGUUUUAUAGCUCGUAUAGCGAUUCAAUUGGGAGAAAAUUGCCCUUGUGUCUUCCUAUUUUCGGGCUUGCUGUCCACUAUAUAUCAAUGUUUCUGGUUACUCAUUUUUCUGCCGAUAUAAGAUGGCUAUAUAUUCCAUUUCUAUUUGAGGGAUGUAUGGGAGGUUCUGUUACGUUUAUCGCAGCUGCAUUUUCUCAUCUAUCGGACAGAACAACUACAGAACAAAGAUCGUUCAGGAUAAUCGUAAUGGAUUUCUGUAUGGGAUUUACAAGUGCCCUUAUGAAUUUACUGUCAGGGUAUAUCAUAGAAGGACUUACUUAUUCGUAUACUUUCCUUUUACUAUUUGCUAUCUCAGUUUUAUGUUUAAUUUACUCACUAGUUUUCAUAUCGGAAACCAUAAAAAGAGAGAGUGAAGCCAAGCACAAGAUUUGGAAAAAUAUUAAGAGAUGCUUUCAAGUCUUUUUCUCAGAGCAUCAUCGUCGCAGAAAAAAACUACUUACUUGCCUUAUGCUAGUUUUACUAUGUGCUCCAGUGGUUUCGAGAGCAGACAUUAUAACGUUAUAUUUUAGGACUAGACCUCUUUGCUUUAGUCGUAUAAAAAUAGGCCUAUUUAAUUUCGGAUGGCUUAUAUCCUCCUACGCUGGUGGUAUAACAUUAACGGCACUAUGUCGAGAUAGAAUUGGCGAUACAGGCUUGAUUCUAGUCGGCUGUUUAAGUAUUUCUCUUUCAACAUUACUCAAUGCAUUUACAACACGAAUAGUCGAAGUUGUUUUAGUUGUUUUGCUAAGUUCUUUCGUCGUUCUACCAGUAUCAAUGACAAGGUCUUUCGCUUCUAAAUUGGUGGAUCGAUCAGAUUACGGAUCAAUCUUCGCAGGAAUUGGAUGCUUACAAUCAAUAAGCUUUUUAUUAUUUACAUUAGCCUUUGAUGGGCUUUUUGCCGCAACAGCUGGAUCGUUUAAGGGAUCCGUUUUUAUUCUUCAAUCAUUCAUGGGAAUUGUUUCUUUGUUUCUAGCAGUACUCCUGAUUAUUUGGUCGAAGAAGGCUGGUAGGCUUAUAAAUAAUCCUUGA